This is a messenger RNA of Oldenlandia corymbosa var. corymbosa, 1383 nucleotides long. The record is from the annotation of a GenBank genome assembly. NCBI's taxonomy places the organism in Eukaryota, Viridiplantae, Streptophyta, Magnoliopsida, Gentianales, Rubiaceae.
AUGGGUAUCUUCUCCAGUCAGGAAGACAGUUACGAGACAACCCAGGAGAAGAACACUGAGGAAGACGAUUCAGAAAAACAAUUCAAUGAGCAUACCAAAGAUAAUGAUGUUCUAGUACCAGCUCCAGUUGAAGAAACGAACACUCCCAUACCAUCUGCACUCAACGAAACAAAGAAUCACACUCCUUCCAUCGAUGAAAUCAUAAGAAGGGCCAGUGCACCAGCUUCAAAAUUAUUAAAUGAUACCAGAAAACUAGAGAUGAUUGCCGCUGCUGCAAAACAAGUUGAGAAGAACUCAAAGGUGAUUGAAGCAGUCCCUAUAAGCAUAAUUCCACCCGAUCGGAAUAUUGCUUCUACCACGGGUGGCCUACUGAUGCUGGAGAAAAAUGAGUGUAUCACGCCACCGCCUGCAAUCUCAAAGGAAGCUGAUAAGCUUGAUGAAGAGUUAACAAAGACAGUGGAAAAAAAAAUAGUUUGGGCAGACAGGACAACAUUCUAUUCUAUGAGGGAAGGGACAUGCAUAGAAAACAGCAUCGUAGAUGCUUGGGCUGUCAUCCUAAACAAAGAAGAAGCUAGGAGUGACUCCCCAACAUGGAUAUUCUUUGGUGUUUCAUCAUUUGUAAGUCAACUAAACCCUUAUUGUUUAUCCCGCCCUGAGUUGAACUGGUUAUCCAAGCCUUCUUGUUAUGCAUUUUGCUAUGGGAUUGUUUUCGUCUCCCUUGUAUGUGGUGGCUUGUCCAUGAUUCAUUUACUAGUUAUCCAUAUGUUUUGUACUACUUAUUCACAAGAUCUGAACUGGUUAACCGUUCCUUCUUGUGUGUCAUCUAGGGUACUUUUGGUUGACCUUGAUAAAAUCAGUCGCUACUAUGAACAAGGCAGUAACAAAGACGACAUGGAGUUCACAUUUUAUGAGAGGUUGGCUCUUGAACUGGAAGAACAAGGCCUUACUGUAGCAUCCCUGUUAGCAGCAAAAGCUUUUCGGUUCUUCAAAAGCUAUAUCGCACAUGUGUUUCCAGGCAUAGAACUGGUCAGUACUCAAUACACCUUCACAGAGGUUAAACUACCAUCGCCUAAGGACAAAACGCCGAAUGAGAAAGAUUGUGGAAUAUACACAAUGUAUCACAUGGAGCGGUAUGAUGGUGGUGAGUACGAGGAUGGUACUACUUUGGAUUUCAACACAGGAAACAUCAAAGACUACUGGUGGAAAUACAAGAUAAAAAUCCUAAUGCAUCCAGUCAACAAAAAUAAGAACAAAGUCCUCGAAGCAAUGCACCAGUUCUAUACAAAUACUGCUGAAGAAAAACAAAAAGAAAUUACAGGUCAUGUUGAUUUGAGCAGCGAAUCUUACUACAAUGACAGAAAAACUGAGGGAUGGGUUAAAUGA